Messenger RNA from Aureobasidium pullulans EXF-150, 859 nucleotides. RefSeq names its product AP-1 complex subunit theta-1. The transcript is spliced from 5 exons. Gene Ontology annotation, cellular component: intracellular membrane-bounded organelle; AP-1 adaptor complex. NCBI's taxonomy places the organism in Eukaryota, Fungi, Ascomycota, Dothideomycetes, Dothideales, Saccotheciaceae. Gene Ontology annotation, molecular function: clathrin-cargo adaptor activity. The record is from RefSeq and is a predicted model, not a curated record. Bases 78 to 548 code for a protein of 156 amino acids. Gene Ontology annotation, biological process: protein transport; vesicle-mediated transport.
GUGACUGACAAGCUGUUACAUUCAGGAGGGGCAUUCUUUUCCACAGAGCAAGCUAUUCCCCACUUGCAACCACCAAAAUGGCCAUCAAAUACCUCAUCCUCCUGUCAAGACAGGGCAAAGUUCGCCUCGCAAAGUGGUUCACCACACUGUCGCCCAAGGACAAGGCAAAGAUUAUCAAGGAUGUCUCUCAGCUAGUCCUUGCACGUCGCACGCGCAUGUGCAACUUCCUCGAAUACAAGGAUUCAAAAGUUGUCUACCGCCGCUACGCUUCCCUCUUCUUCAUCGCCGGUUGCGCAUCCGACGACAACGAGCUCAUCACACUGGAGAUUGUCCACCGCUAUGUCGAGCAGAUGGACAAAUAUUACGGCAAUGUCUGCGAGCUCGAUAUCAUCUUCAACUUCCAAAAGGCAUACUUCAUCUUGGAUGAGCUACUGCUAGCCGGCGAGAUGCAAGAGAGCAGUAAGAAGAAUGUACUCAGGUGUAUUGGACAACAAGACAGUCUAGAGGACAUGGAGGUUGAAGACGAAGCCGUCACGCGCAUCAUGUAGAGGCAGCCUUUCAACAACACUGUCAUGCUCAUGGCCGCCUUUUCAUCCUUCACAGCACUUCCAGCAUUUAUGGCGUUACAUCGGAACAGGAGUUACUGGUGGUUUUGUGAUUUGCAUUCGGACAACGAUACCACAACUUGUGCAUUACUAGCAAUUCAAAUGAGUGUCCCUCGCCUUAGGCAGGGCUUCCGGGUCUUAGACCUGCUGCUCAAUUAUAAUGACCAUCCAACGAUUGCCUUUUUGGUUCAGGCUCUUGGUGUGACUCUGCUGCUCUUGCUCUUGCUACUGUUCCUGUCCUCUUCUUGUUCUAU